Molecule: messenger RNA, 1431 nt
Organism: Trematomus bernacchii (emerald rockcod)
Lineage: Eukaryota; Metazoa; Chordata; Actinopteri; Perciformes; Nototheniidae
Product: zinc finger MYM-type protein 1-like
Exons: 3
Coding region: 1-1431 (476 amino acids)
Molecular function (GO): protein dimerization activity
Source: RefSeq, a predicted model, not a curated record
AUGUGUGAGGGCGAUUCCAGGCUUCGACGGCACUACGAAGCUCAGCCCGUUUUCAAAGGGACAUCAAGCACCAUACAGAAUGAACUCUUGGACUGCAUGUAUGAUGUGUACAGGGAGGAAAUAUCCAAGCAAUUACAGAGCGUUUUUUUGGAGUUUGUGGAAGUAAAGGACAAAACUGGUGUAGGUCUCUCUAACAGCAUCAAGGCUGUUCUUGAACCCCUGAAGCUGAAAGAAAAGCUAAUCGCUCAGACCUAUGACGGGGCGGCCGUCAUGAGCGGUAAUGUGCGCGGGGUACAGACGGUCAUGAAGGAGACGUACCCAAACGCUCAGUUUGUUCACUGCUACGCCCACCAACUGAACCUGACCCUGCAGCAACUGUGUUCAGCAAGGAUGAGCAUCCUGAAGGUGUUUUUUGCAGAUCUAACUGCUUUUUCCACUUUUUUCUCCGGUGCUCCAAAACGUGUUGCAGCUCUUGCAGAGGCAACACAGAGACGCAUACCACGGCCACCGGCUGUGAGAUGGAACUUUAAAAGCAGAACUGUGAACGCGGUUUGGGAGACCCGAGAAGCACUUCUUCAGUGUAUGGACCAUAUACGCACACAACCAGGAUGGGAUGCGGUCACCAUAAGUGAGGCAUACGGCCUGUCAAAGAAACUGCGGGACCGAGCAUUUAUGCAGCUCCUGGAGUUUUUUUCGUUGCUUAUGCCAGAAGUGGAUGUUUUAUACAACACUCUGCAAAAACGAACCAUCGAUGCACCUGGGAUCAACAGCGCGCUCUGCCGCUUCAAGGAAAAUGUCCAGAAAAUGAGGCAGCAAACUGAUGCAUUGGCCGCCACCACUCAUGAUGGAACAGACGAGCCAGGCCGACGAGUCAGCAGCACAGCGCCGGUAAUGAAGGAGGCAUGUGACACAGUCAUCUCACAGGUGGAACAGAGGUUCUCACAGAGUGACCAUUUGAUCGCUGCAAAGCUCGUUGACAGCUCAUUCUUCCCACAGCAUGUCCUGUCAUUUCCUACACCUGAGCUUGACUGCGCAGUGAAAUUGUGGCCUGCUUUGGGAAACAAGGAGAAGUUGAAGUCUGAGCUGACCACGCUCUACUGCCACAGUGAACUUCACACUGGAAACACUGCCCUGUCUCUGUUGAAAUCCAUUCACGAGAACAACUUGGAGGAUACGUUUGCUGAGACUGUUAUUUUGGUCAAAAUAAUAGUAACAACUCCGAUGACGACAUCCGAGUCAGAGAGGAACUUUUCCACCCUCAAAAGGAUAAAGACUUUCACUCGCAACACCAUGGGACAGCUGCGACUUAACGCAUUGGCCAUGCUUUCAAUUGAAAGCCAGUUGAUCCAGCAACUACAGGACUUCAUCCCCAAAGUGAUAGAAACAUUCUGUCAGAGGAAGGACCCGCCGUGCCGCUUUUCUUUCAAGUGA